UACUUCUUUAGGAAAUAGUCAAAAAAUAAGUUUAUGAGUAGAGGCAACAGACUUAUGCUGCGACGACCAAACUUGAACAAAGUUGCAAAGAUCAAAACCAGUUCAUCCAAAAACCAGAAAUCAUCAAAAAUGGAUCCUCAAAUCUGGCACAAGAUUGCUGCUAUAUCUGGUGUAGCUGCUGUUGGGUUAGGAGCUUAUGGUGCUCAUGGCUUCAAGCCCCAAAACCCCACUUACAAAGAGGUGUGGCAUACUGCGUCAUUGUACCAUCUGGUUCACACUGCUGCCCUUCUUGCUGCGCCUAUCACUAAACAUCCAAACAUUUUUGGAGGGCUGUUAACUGGUGGAAUUAUGGCUUUCUCUGGAACGUGCUAUGCAGUUGCACUUCUUGAAGACAGGAAAUACUCAACCUUAGCCCCUUUCGGUGGCUUUGCAUUUAUUGCUGCUUGGGCAAGUUUAUUGUUUUAGGAGAACGGAUGCCCAGAGUUAGCAAGCUGCAGUUGCUAAACUUGAUUGAUGAUGAGCGUUUGGUGAAUUAAACGUGCUAGUGACACUUUCUUGUUUCACUUUCUGUAAAAGAGCAACAGAUCUGGUGGAAAUAUCCUGUAAGCACCAUUCGACAUUCCUUUAAUGUGUAAAAGAGAUGUUGAAGUUCAGUAUACUGAAUAUUCCAUAUAAUUCUUGUUUCACUUUCUGUAAAAUAGCAACGGAUCUGGUGGAAAUAUCCUGUAAGCACCAUUCGACAUUCCUUGAAUGUGUAAAAGAGAUGUUGAAGUUCAGUAUACUGAAUGCUCCAUAUAACUUAUUGAUAAAUUUGAUUUGAAAUUUCCUAAUAUGAAG
Molecule: messenger RNA, 837 nt
Organism: Solanum tuberosum (potato)
Lineage: Eukaryota; Viridiplantae; Streptophyta; Magnoliopsida; Solanales; Solanaceae
Product: transmembrane protein 256 homolog
Exons: 5
Coding region: 34-465 (143 amino acids)
Cellular component (GO): membrane
Source: RefSeq, a predicted model, not a curated record